Lottia gigantea (owl limpet) is the source of this 531-nucleotide messenger RNA. RefSeq lists its product as hypothetical. Lineage: Eukaryota; Metazoa; Mollusca; Gastropoda; Lottiidae. The record is from RefSeq and is a predicted model, not a curated record. The coding region runs from base 1 to 531 and encodes 176 amino acids. The transcript has a single exon.
AUGGAUAAUUGGAAUAAUAUUUUAAAAAGAAACAAAGAAUAUAUAAAAGCUAAGAAUAAAAUAAAGACCCAAGUUGAAAAUAACAGAUUACAACAACCUGGAUUAACGGAAAAUCUACAAACUCUAUUUCAACCAAUAUUAAAAUCUCAAGAGGAUAUUAAAAAGAAAUUAGCUUUAGAAUAUAGAGCUCCUAUAGAACCCACACCUUCUAUAGAACCUCAUCACCCAGAACCGAAUCAAUAUGAUUCAAUACUAUUUAGUAAUGUUUACCCUUUAUUCGAAAUCGAUAAAAAAGACUUUAUAUUUACAACAACAGAAGGAUUAAUAGAUUUAAUGAAUGGCGGGGAUAUUGAGAUUGCCAAACGCAAGGAUUUAGUAGAAUACUUAAAAUUUCUGUAUAUGAUAAAGAAUAAGCGCAAAACAAAAAGAUUGAUGGCAGUUGAAACAUAUUUAAAUAUUAUCAAGUUAUUCCUGAUGAAGAGGAAUCAGAUGAUUAUGCAGAAGAUUAUCCACCAAUCACGCAAGAAAUAG